Messenger RNA from Colletotrichum spaethianum, 1557 nucleotides. Its product is annotated as putative D-arabinono-1,4-lactone oxidase. Gene Ontology annotation, cellular component: mitochondrion; membrane. The transcript has a single exon. Bases 1 to 1557 code for a protein of 518 amino acids. Gene Ontology annotation, molecular function: FAD binding; D-arabinono-1,4-lactone oxidase activity. The record is from RefSeq and is a predicted model, not a curated record. Lineage: Eukaryota; Fungi; Ascomycota; Sordariomycetes; Glomerellales; Glomerellaceae.
AUGGACCCAACUAUCGUCACCUUGCUCGAAAAGAGCGCCGCCGACGGCAUCCCCUUCCGCGCGCGAUCCAACCACGUGCACCACACAUGGGCCAAGACCUUUCACUCCCUCCCGGAGCUCUACAUCCAGCCCGAGUCCCUCGAGGAAAUUGAGAAGGUCGUCAACCUCGCCCGCAGAUACCGUCGCCGCCUCGUCACCGUGGGGUGCGGCCACUCGCCCUCCCACAUCACCUGCACCUCGAGCUGGCAGCUCAACCUCGACAACUACAACCGCAUCCUCUCCGUUGACGAGUCUACCGGCCUGGCCGUCAUACAGAGCGGCAUCCGCCUGUACGCGCUAUGCGACGAGCUCGAGCGCCGCGGCCUGGCGAUGCCGAACCUGGGCAGCAUCAACCAGCAGUCCAUCGCCGGCGCCAUCUCCACCGGCACGCACGGCAGCAGCCUUUCCCACGGCCUCAUGUCCGAGGACGUGGUGGCGCUCAAGAUCACCCUGGCCAGCGGCAAGACAGAGUCUUGCUCGCGCGACGAGAACCCCUCGCUCUUCCGCGCCGCGCUGCUGUCCCUCGGUGCGCUGGGCAUCAUCACCGAGGUCACCUUCCGCGCCGUGCCAGCUUUCACGCUGCGCUGGACGCAGACCAUCGACACUGAUCUCAAGGUGUUGAAUGCUUGGAAGAAGGACCUGUGGACGCAGAGCGAGUUCGUGCGUGUAUGGUGGUUCCCCUACACGCGUAGGGCGGUGGUCUGGAAAGCGGAGAAGACGAGCGAGGAGCACGUCGAGCCGCCCAAGAGGAACUACGACGGCGCGUUGGGCUACUACAUCUACCACAACCUGCUGUACGUUGCGCAGCAUGUCCCGCGGGUCCUUCCAUGGGUAGAGUGGUUCGUCUUCGGCAUGCAGUACGGCUUCGGCAACGGGUCGACCAUCUCCGCCGUCCAGCCCAGCCGCAAGGCCCUGCUGAUGAACUGUCUAUACAGCCAGUACGUGAACGAGUGGGCCAUCCCGCUGCACAAGGGCCCCGAGGCCCUCCGCCGCUUGUCGUCGUGGCUGAACCACCUCACGCCCAAAGACCCGGACUACGUCCCGCACAACAUCCCCUUUUCUGCCGACGGCCUCUACGUCCACGCGCCGGUCGAGGUGCGUGUGAGCGACACCUCGCUGACGUCCAAUGCGCGGCCGUACCUUGACCCUACGUGCGCCGACGGUCCGACGCUGUACCUCAACGCUACGCUGUAUCGCCCGUACCAUGCGGACCCGCCCUGCCGGGAACGUUACUACGAGGCAUUUGAGUGGCUGAUGAAGGAUCUCGGCGGGAAGCCGCACUGGGCCAAGAAUUUCAUGGAGAGCGAGGCGAUCGAAGCGUUUUACGGCAAGGAUCUACUGGAGUGGCGGUCGGUGAGGGACGAGGCGGACCCGGAGGGCAUGUUUGUCGGGCAGUGGCACCGCGAAAAGGUGCUCGGCAAGGGGCCGAGGCUUGCGUUGGAGGAGGUCGAGGUCGAGAGGGCUGCGGCAAGGGGAGGCGGGUUGAGGGUUGCUGGUGCCGUGGGAGACUCGCAAUGA